UCCGCAGAUCUGUGGCAGAGCAAGAACUAGAACUAGCAAUGGGCAACAUAUACACAACACAGCCCGAGCUGGUGGAGCAGCUGCAAAAGAAAAUGGACAAGGAGAAAUUCUAUCGGUUCUUUGGCAUACGCAUGGCUAACGAGGGCGAUGGCUACGACCUGGCCGGGGAGCGACGGCACGAGAUACGGCUGGAGCAGGGGCCGCAGGAGCAGCUGGAUGAGUACGGCAAAUCGAUAUCCGUGGCGGAGAGUCGGCCCAUUGGCUCCACGGCCACGCCCGUAUCUUGGCUAGGCGGCCUGUCCCCUGUGGAGCGGCUCGGCAAUCCGGGCACUGUGGCCGAUCUCCAUCGACGCUGCCACGACAUGAUGCCGCAGACAUUCGACGGAUUCCGGCUGAGCGUCAACCGUACGCUGGGCAGCUACCUCACCGUGGGCCACACGCUGCACGCGGGCAACAAGCCGCAGACGAUGGACUGCCAGUUCAACUGCAGCUACCAGGGCGACCAGCAGAGCGAGCUGACCGGCGAGCCCUACCCGAUGCUGAUCAGCGAGGUGGACGCCCGCGGCAACGUGAGCGCCAACCUGAUGCACUUCAUAGCGCCGCGCUGGCGGGCCAAGCUCUCGGCGACCGUCCUGGACUCGAUGGUGCACAACUCGCGGCUGUUCAUUGACUACUUCGGCGAGGACUACAGCUGCACCUGCGUGCUGAGCAACAUCGAUGUGAUGCAGCGCAUGGGCGUCUUUGUCGCCUCGUACCUGCAGCAGGUGACCGCCCAGCUGGCACUGGGCGUGGACAUCAUCUAUCAGCGCGAGGACAUUGUGCCGGGCGGCCAGGCGGCGCUGGUCUCGGCUGUGGCGCGCUACCAGCAGGACAAUCGACAGUGGUCCGGCAUGCUCAGCAUGCACGCCCUGGAGCUCUGCUACACACAGUUCUAUGGCCAGAGCCUGGGCGCCAGCGUUCAGCUGCAGGCGAACAUACUGAAGCGUCAGGCCAUCUCGCGGCUCUGCUACCAUUGUCACAUGCCGGCCGCCGGCUUCAGCUUUCGCGGCGGCAUCGACACGCGCGGCGUCAUCAGCGCCGUCUGCGAGAAGCGGCUCGAGCCGUUGCCCAUUCUGCUGCAGCUCAGCGGCAAGAUGAACCAUCUCAGCAGUCGCUUUCGCUUCGGCGUCGGACUCAUACUCGGCUAGAGCAACCUAGUGCCUGCCUACAGAGAAAUUCCGGGACCCGAAUGGACCACAGC
Messenger RNA from Drosophila navojoa, 1240 nucleotides. Its product is annotated as mitochondrial import receptor subunit TOM40 homolog 1. The record is from RefSeq and is a predicted model, not a curated record. Gene Ontology annotation, molecular function: transmembrane protein transporter activity. Gene Ontology annotation, cellular component: mitochondrial outer membrane. Gene Ontology annotation, biological process: protein import into mitochondrial matrix. Lineage: Eukaryota; Metazoa; Arthropoda; Insecta; Diptera; Drosophilidae.